Molecule: messenger RNA, 2535 nt
Organism: Chiloscyllium plagiosum (whitespotted bambooshark)
Lineage: Eukaryota; Metazoa; Chordata; Chondrichthyes; Orectolobiformes; Hemiscylliidae
Source: RefSeq, a predicted model, not a curated record
UCCAAGUAUUGUUUUUUUCAGAACAAUUGUAUUUUAGUGGCUUUCUGCCUCUCUUCCAGGCUGCGCCCAUGGCAAGGCCAAUCCACUUGGUGUUGAUACUUUCCAUGAUCAGAGGGCACAGCAGAGGGUCGUAUCAACAAUAAAAUUGUGAAUUUAUUGGGAAACGUUUCCGUUUUGUUUUCGUGGCUGUUUCAUAUUUGGUUUGAUUUGAACAUCUUCCUUCGGUGAGGCCUAAUGGGACAGUUGCAUUGUCGGGCCCAAGCCAGGCCCACGUGUGUCGCCGGCCUUGAUUUAGAGAGCGCGGGUUGCAUGGAUCUGUAUUCAGGGCCGGGCAGGAGAGGAGAGGGAGAGGGAGCCCCGGCCACAGCCGCCGUGUUUCCUUCCUCCUUGGUUUACGGCGGGGUGUCGAAGGCAGUGAGGAAGACGGAAGUCAGGCGGCGCCGAGGACGGGGAUUCCCCGCCGGGAACUUCCGAACUCUCCGCCUCGAGCGCAGCGCCGGGCCGCAGCCAAUGAGCGGAGCGGGUACAAAUCAAUAACGGCCGAGGGAGCGGCGCGAGCGGCGGCGCGGAGUGCAGGGGCUUCGGUUUGAUCGGUGAGUGUGGCUCAGGGAGCGGUUACUCGGAGCCCGGGCCUCAGGGUGGCCGUCACCGCACUUCCAGGAUUGAUGGAUGUGCUGUUACUGGUUAGGCCAGCAUUUGUUGUUUAUUCAUCAUUUCCCUUGAGAAAGCAGUGGUGAACCACCUUCUUGAACCACUGAAGAUCAUGUGAUAGAUACACCCAUAAUGCUGCUAGGAAGAGAGUUCUGGGAUUUUUGAGCCAAUGGCAGUAAAGGAAUGGCAAAAUACUGAGUCAGAAUGAUAUUUUGUGUUCGUAAUAUUGAUUUGGUAAAUAUGGAUAAAAAUAAUCUUGGAGAGCAGCUCAACAGAGCAUUUGAAGCUUAUCGUCAGGCAUGUAUGGAGAGAGACAACAUCAAAAAAGUAUCAGAACAAAAGAUUUACGAGUUAGAGCAAGAACUGGCAAUAAAAGAUCAAACCAUUACAAAAUUACAAUUGCAGUCUGCUUCUGCCACCCCCAGAGGCAACAUUCCUGGACAAGCUCAGUGUCUGAACCCUUGGCCACAGAGUGACUUGCUGACAGUGAGAAGAAAUGAGGCACAACACCUAGUAACAUGUGAUUCACCAGAUGAAUUGAUAGUAGCAUUAGAAAGGGAAAGACACUGUAAGGAAAGGUUAACAACUGAAAAUAGUAGGUUGGAAGAACAGAUAAAAGAUUAUCAGCAAAAGCUAAAAGAACUUAAAAAAAGCAUUGAAGAAAAAGACGAAGAAUUCAGACAACUGAGAAAUGAAUUAAUAGAACACACUGACUUCUUCACACAUGGUAAACAGCUCUACUGUAAACCAGAGUCAAAGGUAAACCGGAAGAUGGCUGAAUCAUCAUCGAAGAAUGCUGUUCCUCUGACAGGGACUGAUCAUCCUCUGUACAAAGAGAGGUUGGACUUUGCUUUUCAGGAGAUUUGUCAAGAAUUUAAACAACUAUCUGCCUUAACAAAGAAACAAACGGAACUUCUGAGUAAAUAUAACUACAGCAAAGAAGCGAUAAAUAUGCCGUUCUCAAUGCCUAUACAGUGUACUGACGAAGGAGAGCAAGAACAUGUAGCAGAACAUUUUGUUGGCAAGGACAAAAGUGUAUCUAAAAGCUCUGCUGUGUUACAAGAAGGGUAUAGAAUGCAACAGGAACAUCUUCAAGUAGUUGAGUCUCUGUCUGAACUAGAUAUCAGAUUUCCGCCUUCUGAUAAUGACUAUGAUUUCCUAAACAGUGCACCAGAAAAAACAAGACCAAAAACUGCUUUUGAAGAUCCCAUACGUAAAGUUGAUGAAGCACUGAUGCAAGGUGAUAUCCAGGACUUGAAAGAUAAGAAUAGGGAAGAAUGCACUUUAUUUGAAACGUUUCCUGUGGGACCAACUAAUAAGACGAAACCCAACCCUUUUGGUGAUGAGCAAGGAAAGAUUGCAAACAUUAAUACUUCUGUAGGUACUGCAGUUGAUAACAGCACAUUGAGAAGUCCUUCAAGCCCCUCAUUUCUUCAACCUUCUAAGUCUUUUCCAAAUGCUGAAUCUCAUCAAAUGAUUUCAACAGAAGCAACAGUGAUCAGAGGUCCGCAACAUCCUGUGUGGUAUCCAUACCACAAUAAAGAGGGUGAAUUACUGCAUCAAGCAUCCAAAGACUCUGACCCGGACCUAAACUCCAAAACCUGUGAAUUCUGUCAGGAAGUCUUCCCAGCAGGCACCAAAGCUAAGGAAGACUUCCUCAGGCAUCUUAAUUCACACUUUAUUGCUAAAAAUGGAUUUUAAUGCUUGUACAUUUCCACAGUGAGAUGAAUCAUAAAAUUCCCUACAGUGUAGAAGCAGGUCAUUCGGUCUGUCAAGUCCAACCCUCCGCAGACUGUCCCAUCCUCCACAGAGUAUCCCAUCCAGACCCACCCCAGCCCUGUAACUCUGCAUUUUCCCUGACUUGUCUGCACAUCCCUGGACACU